Olea europaea var. sylvestris is the source of this 1440-nucleotide messenger RNA. RefSeq lists its product as uncharacterized. The transcript has 3 exons. Lineage: Eukaryota; Viridiplantae; Streptophyta; Magnoliopsida; Lamiales; Oleaceae. The record is from RefSeq and is a predicted model, not a curated record. The coding region runs from base 455 to 1234 and encodes 259 amino acids.
CAACAUCCAUACAUCCAGAAACAAUUGACAAAGGCAAACACGUUGCCAUGGCCGCACAAGAAAGUUCUAAUUUUCAUGUUGAAGAAACUAUCCCGCCUGGUUACCGUUUCAUGCCGACAGAGAAGGAGCUGUUACACUACUUGAACCUCAAAAUUCUGAAUAAACAUAUAUCGAUGAUGCCAUAAAAGAUGUUGAUCUCUACAAGUACCAUCCCAGCAAUCUUUGCCAAAGCGUGACGAGUGGAACACGUGAAUGCUACUUUUUUACUUCUAGAACUAGGAAGUAUCAUAAAGGUAGUAGGCCGGACCGGACUGCCGCUGAUGGUUACUGGAAAGCCACAGGGGGCGACAUCAUUGUACAAAGUAAAGGCCAAGAAGUUGGACGGAAAAAGGUGCUUGUCUAUUAUGAAAGAAAAUCUGAUAAUAACAAUAAAGGAACAAAGACUAACUGGAUAAUGCAUGAGUUUACGAUUCAUCAAAUGAAGGACGUCGCAUGUUAUUCUGCAAAUGCAAUUCCAGAUGACAAGACGUUGGAUAAGUGCGUAUAUAGAAUUUACUAUAGAACAUCAAAAUCGAGCAAAAACGUAGAGCAAGACACGCAAAGAAACAUGAUCCUAAUUCAAGAAACUGAUGUCCCCGAUGCAAAUUUGGCAGCAGCAUCGUUUUAUCAUCAUCACAAUCCUGCACUGGCCUUUGAUCAGUCGUCCUUGCAUGGUGCUUAUCUUUCCGACCCGCAAGCAAGCAUAAACGAUCAAUAUCAGUUGGUCCAUGAACCUGUUACGUACACGCAUGGAGAAGUGGCAAUGCAAUUGCAAAGUAAUAUUCUUCAAUUCCCUCAACCUCUUGCGCACAUUCCUGGUGAUCAGUAUUAUCCUUCGAUUCCACCUGAGACUGGUAUUCAAAGCAAUGAUCAGUAUAAUCCUUUGAUUCCACCUGAGACUAGUGUUCAAAGCACUGAUCAGUAUCAACCUAUUACACACAUUAAUGGUGAUUAUGGUGAUUUCUUGGAUAUCACGACUCCAUAUUUUUCGUCUCUAUUUGGUUUUCUACAGCCAUUGGAUGAUAAUAUAAUGGAUUCUCUUUUGGGCGAUUCGUCCAAUGCCCAAUUAGAGUCGUCGCCAAUUCCACCUGGUCAAUCAAUUACACAAACACAUCGCGUUGUGGGUGGCUCGAGUACAAGUAAUUUUGCAGCUUCCACUGCGGACUUUUAUUUACCUUCUCCUCCAAUCGAAUGACGUGAGUAAAUUUGGUUGCCAAGUUGCUGGAUCUGCACUUGAGGACAGAAUGUGAAAAUCUUCGAUCAAGAGAAGAAUGCCAUUUUUUGCAAUUUUUCUAAGAAUUUAAACUGUUGAUCAUGUAAUUUUGCGGAAAUAUUAAAUAUCACAUCAAAUUGUUCAAUUGCUGGAUGGUGUACUUUUAUCUGAGCCAUUCCAUCGAUUAA